Messenger RNA from Symbiodinium sp. CCMP2592, 5601 nucleotides. The record is from the annotation of a GenBank genome assembly. NCBI's taxonomy places the organism in Eukaryota, Dinophyceae, Suessiales, Symbiodiniaceae.
AUGUUUGAGGAGGUGGUUCCCGAGGAACGCUGGAUAUCCUCCUUCAACGUUGGGAUGCACCUGCAGUCGGAUGGAUCCGUGGAGAGGAGACUAACGAUGCGCUUGGUCGAGUUGCUAUUCUUUCAGAUACAAGGAAUUGCAUGGUGGAGACCCGCCAGCGACGGACUUUCGUGGUGGUCACUGGUAGCGUUGAUGGCAGCUGUCGCAUGGCGAGGAGGCUUCUCGCGCGGCAAAGCUCUCGCAUGUCCACUCAGCCCGGCAGUUGCGGCCCUAUCAGACCUGCCACACGGACAGCCACUGCGACGUGAAUGUCAUUCGAAGAUGCGUUGGAAUUCUUUUUGGACAGCUUCCGCUGCUGCUCUGCUGACGAGACGCCAGGUCCGCACAAAGAGCAGCGUGACGGUCUUUGGAACGUCUUUAACACGCAUGAGCGGAGCGCUUGUCGCCCGGACCAGUGACCAAGCCAGAAGUUCGAACGAAGGGCAAUAUGCCUGGGCGGAAGGCGUGUUGGAUGAAGUUCCGCUUCGACCUGCUUACUUGGCCGAACGACUGGCACCAGCUUUACCACCAGCCGGCGACCUUGCAGAAGCGUCGUCCUGUGCUGCAAGAUUGCUGGGUGAGCUUUCCUUAGAAGUGGCCCACAUCCUGACUCUACCAGCGCUGCAGCGGCAUGCUCGGUUGGAUGGUCUCAUGGAUUUGAGCCCGAUCCCUGCUGAUAAACGGAGGGCCAGAGAGCAGAGAAGGCGCCUUUACCAAGCCUUGGACAACAUGGUGAGAUGGUUUCUGCAUGAUCCCGAAAGUUAUUUGGAAGUUUCAGGUGAUGCAAGCACCGAAGAGCUUCGGACCUUCGCAGCUUCUGCCAUCAUUCGAAAACGAUCUUUGCGGAGGUUGAGCCAGAGCAACGUUGCCUUCUCAACCCGACCGCCUUCAGACGUCAUUCCGAGCUCUGAAGAAGAACCCGAUGUGGAUGCUGCAGCUGUGCACGGCCUGAAGCAGUGGAGUAAGGCCUUCAAGGAGUGGUGCUUCGAAUCAGUCGUGUGUUACUUCCUCUUGGACACCGAAGUCCGGUCGCGGUGGCUCACCGGUGGACGAGCUGAGCGGUCUCGUGUCAGUGUCUUGACCGGUGAGCUGCGAAAGGCUGUCGCGGCCAAGCGCUUAGAGGGUUCGCUUCCGCUCAUCCAGGAGGAAUUCGCUUCUUUGAUCCGGCAGCUUGCGGACAGGGUCUUGGUGGAUCGCCCACGGGUGUUGGAUGUCGGCAGCUGCAACAACUACUUUGGCAGGCUCCAUGGCCAGUCUCUGGACGUAACGGCUGUUGACAUGGCACCCGGCCACCACUCCGUCCUGGCUUGCAACUUUUUGGAGCUGCCAAUCUCGCCUCACGGCAGUAGCUUCGAGCUUGAGCGUGGUCCUCUCGGUGGUCCAGGAUACGAGGCAAAAAGCCUGCCAGCUGGCCACUUCGAUGUCGUCAUCAUGGCUCUGUUUUUCUCGAUUCUGCCGGGCUCUGAAGCGCGAGGAAUUGCUGCAGCCAAAGCGCGGCAGCUCUUGAAUAAGACGCCUGGUCUGGGCCUCUUGAUCAUUGCUGAUACCAAAGGCACUGUUGGCCGACACGCCGACUCGGAGGCGAGGAACAGUGCUUGGGUGGCGGCAGUUGAGGCCAAUGGAUUCCAGCUUGCAAGAGAUCCUCAGCUACAUCUUUCAAAGGAACACGUGAAAGGAAGGCCUGGAUACUGGCAGCGUGCCUUUUGUUGGACUUUCGUCACAGCCCCUCCAGCCGAAAGCUGUGCGACUCCCAUCCCACUUCUUUCUGAUGCCCGGCCUCGCAGAAUAUCUCCUGAACGACUGCAGGCGCAGCAGAGGCGCCAGGCAAAGAAGCGAGCGCGAGAGCAGAAGGCACAGCUUAGGGAGCUGCUUGCCAACAGGGCGAGGACCUCCCCCAACCUGCUUGAAACCGUUUCGCAGCGGAACAAAAACGGUGGGGAUCAGUUCCCGGAUGUACUCAAGGCCAUCAAUAGCAGGCUGCGGCGGCCGGCAGUUACCAUUCACGACAUUCCAGACGAGCUAGAGGAAAUCGAGGUGUCCAUCGGGCUGUCCUCUACAUCAGGGGGUGAUUAUGUUUCAUGGAGCGAGUCUGCGGCCGAGCAAGCCAUGCAGGGUGCUGAAGGCCUGAUGCUUGGAGUUCUGACUUCGGAAGACCUCGGCAGCGGGGAGAAUAGAAAGGACCCUGCGCCAAUUUGUUUCCGGCUGAGAAUGCGGGAGAAAGGUUCGCAGGAGAGUGACGAGGACACGACCUUGGCCUGGAGAUCCCGCCUUGUGCCGCUGGUGGAGGAUCUCUGGGUCAGUGCUUUCGGUGAUUUCGACAACCGGAAGUCUUCGACUCCCGGGGCCGCACGAGUGCGGAAGGUGGACCCUUCUGGGUCGGUGGAGAUUGAUUUUGUGGAGCCGCAGGAGGACUUCUGCAUAGGCGGAGCCCCUCCAUCCGCUUUGGCCUGCACGCAGUGCUCGCAAAAGCUCGGUGGUUCGCAGGAGGAAACCCAUACAAUACCGUUUGCUUGGAUCGAGGCCGUCUGGGUUGCAGAUGGAAAGAGCUACCUCAAGGGUACCCCCCUGGCAUCACGCAUUGAAGAGAAGGCAGCGCGUUUUGAGCGCACGGGAGGGCGACCCAGUGUGGCGCUGUUGCAGAUUGAUGGCGACGAGACUGUGCAGGCCCGGGUGGACAGCAUGCGCAGGGAAUCCCUCGCAGACAGUGACAUCGCCAAUACUGAGUCGGUUGUGAGCCCACCUGACCCCAGCCUCGGGCAAACUCAUCCCUACAAUGCUGAAAGGCAGAGCGAUUCUCGUGCCAACAGACUGGACCAGAUGCGGCGCAUCGCAAUGGACUCUUUGCUCGGUUCCACGGCCAAUGAUGGCCAGGAAGAAGUAGAGGUCCAGGAUGAAGAGGACGAUGACCCUGCAGAUGCUGCCGACAUGGACAUGGAUGGUGGCUAUGCUCAUGGGAAGAAGAUGCAGCGCCUCAGGCGCUUGCACCGGACAUUGUUCUUUGCCAGGCAGAUGCAGAUCCCAGACUGGAUGCUUGUCCCACCGGAAGACUUAGCCGAAAGGUGGCUGGUACUUGCGAAGCCGGAAGGCGACAGGUGCUUGCUGCUGUCAGACGGUGGCCGGGUGCAGGUUCGACAGAAAAACGGUCUCAUUCUGGAAAAGUUCACUGAUUCGCGAUUUCCACGGGGUCUCACGAUUUUGGAUGCAGUGUGCAUAGAGGGGCCUCGGCCACAGAAGCCAGUGAGAAGCCAGAUGCAGGAUGAUUCUGCUCUUAGGCUCAGGGCCAUGGAGCAGAAUCCACCAAUGGAGGAACCCACCUCCCCGGUGGACGAUGCGCUCGAGUCGGAAGGCGACGACACAAUGGAUGGUGCCCAAGGCGGUAAAUCAUCGGGCAAAGGACGACGACGGAGACCGACAGGUAACCGCAAGUAUGCGAUCUGCGAUGUGCUGGUGUGGGGAGACAUGGACAUGGCCUGCACUGAAGCAGAGUUUCGCCUCUUCUGGUUGCAGUCUCGGUUUGAAGAAAUGCCGGAGAAAGCCCCACGUCGUGCACGGCCACUCCAGCUUGUCCAUGCCCUGCCGGCCACAUCAGAGUGCCUAAGGGAUCUCUACUCGAAGGAUUUUGGCUACUCCAAAGAUUCCUUGAUGUUCCUUCAUCGAGAAGGAAGGUACCAGAUCUCGGAAGCCGUGACCCCAGUAGCAAAGCUGUGGCGAGACCGUCACCUCAGUCGCUUCGUGGUGGACACGCCCGACGAAAAAGGUCAGGACUUGCCCUCCAAACAGUCCGUGGUUCUCGAAGUGCGUGGAGGUGGACGGCUGAGAACUGCAGAUCGCCACUUGGUUGCACAGUGCCGCGAGGAAGAUCUCGACAAGCUGCAAGGACAGGCGAAGAACAAGUCCCUGGUCCGUUGCGACAUUGAGGCGAUCGACGUGGUGAAUCGCUGCUUACAGGUGGUGCCUGUGGCUCAUGUUCCAGCACGUUCGCGCGUUUGGCCGGAUUCCUGGGCCCGCAUAGUCUUUCAGCACGCGGUCCGGGAUGAGGUUGCAGAACUGCAGUGGACCGACAUCUUGACCACAAAAGCUACGGUCUCCAAGGUCCAGCUGACUGCGCAUGAGAUUGUCGGCUUGAGGGCUGAGGUUGGUUACGAAGUUUCGGUGCAGGCGCUGACAAAAGGUGGAUGGACGGAUUGGAGCAUGCCGGGCUCCAUUCAGAUGCCGCGAAUCGGCUACGAGCAGGAGCAGCUUGUAAGCGAGCGAAAGGCCAAUGCCUUGUACCGCGCAGAUCUCCUGCCGCAGGCGGCUUACAAGGAAUACGAACGGUGCUGGGACUCGGUGGAGGAGUGCCUCACCGCAGAUCGGCUGGAACGCAUUCAGCAAGUGCUGAAUGCCAAGAAGGACCUGGCUCAAGAGUUCGACCUCGAGCUGUCCAGAUGGCUUGUUGACAUGGAGGGCCCCAUCCGCGAGAGCUCUCGGAUGCUCGAGGCAGAAGCAAGGGUUCUUUUGCGAGAUCUUGUCAACCGCAAGGCCAACUUGAACUAUAGAGAUCAAGCGACCGGCCGGGUUGCUCUCACCUAUGCCUGUGAGUACGGCUGGAAGGUGAAGCCGGGGAUCAUCGAGGAGCUCUUGCAACUCCGGGCAGAUGUGGACUCGAUGAAUGACGCUCGGAACACGGCGCUGGGAAUCGCUGCUUCCGGCGGUCAUGAGACCAUUGUGGAGGUAUUGUUGCAGCACGGAGCGGAUGCCACCGUCGUCAGCUUGCAGGGUGAGACGGCCCUCCUUCGAGCUCGGACAUUUCGAGGCAUGACGACUGCAAAGAUUCAGGGCAUCAGUCGUUGCAGGGAGCUCCUGCGGCAAAGUCGACUGCCUUGGGAGAGUUUUGAGGCCGCUGUGGCGAACUUGGCCGACGAUCCUCCGGCUGCUGCAAGGGCAUUCCUGGAGCUGGCUUUUCCAGGAGGGCCGAGCACCAUGUUCGUGGCAGACAAAGAGGUGAAGAGAAUCUCCAAACACGACAAGCUUCGACUGUACGAGCAGAUAUGCGAGAUUCGCGACAGUGACGACGGUGGGUAUGAGGAGGCAGAGCGUCGUGGUCGAUUUUGCGCACAGAGACUUUUGCUGCCACAGGUGCGUGCGGCAUCAUUGCAGCAGCCGCCAAAUAAAGAGUGCAACUACUUCGCUCGCUACCUGCUCCACAGUGGGAUUAUGAGAUGGUGCUUGCCGGAGGCGAAAAAGCUGGCUUCCGAGCUCCUAGCGCACUAUGCGAAGGAGCUCCAAGCCCGGAGACUUGCUUUGAAGAAGCUGCCCAAGCUCACUGAAGAGGCCGAGAUUUUCCUGGGAAGCAGGCCCAAAUUCGCUGGUCGCUCCCUCCAUCAGUGGCAUGCGCAUGACGACCUGCCGUGGCUGACACAACAAAAUGUGGUCGGAACCUUCGAGGCUUUGGUGCACAGUGGCGCCGUGGUUAGCAUGGAGGACUGCCCCCGCGAGCAAUUGCAAGAGAGAGAGAGAGAGACAGCGAGCAACAGAGCAUGUGAGACAGUUGCCAAAUCGUGCGAGUCUUUGCCGACUUGA